AUGUCAUCAUCCGACGUCGUUAUCCCUGGUGUGUUUACGGCAUCUCAACGAGAGGCAUUGCGCACAUGGUGGAAAAAGGUCACUGCAACAUAUCCAAAAGCGAGUAGUUUCAAAACUAUGGAAGUCCCAGUAGUUGGCAAAGGGGUCUUUGGUGUUCCGCUGGCGGAAUCGAUCCAGUAUGCACAUGCCACCAUAUCCUACAUUGAUGAUCGCACCAGCAAGCAGUGCUUUGGUAGAAUCCCUAUUGUCGUCGCAAAAUGUGGUUCGUUUCUAAAGGAAGAAGCACUCACCGUCAAAGGGAUCUUCCGAUUAUGUGGCAACGUCAAGAGGAUUGGAUUAUUGCAAAGCAUCUUUGAUGCGCCGGAUCAAGGUUAUGGUGUAAGGCUUGAUUGGCGUGGCUAUACCUCCUAUGACGCAGCUGGUGUACUGCGACGUUUUCUCACAUGUUUACCCGAGCCUGUUAUUACACACGACCUCUAUCAAAGCUUCAGAGAAACCAUCAAGAAACCCUUCCCGACCGAAGAUGCUAAAAUUGAAGCAUUUCAAUGCCUAAUUGAGUCAUUACCUCUUCCCAACCAAUAUCUGCUCUUGUAUCUACUUGAUUUGCUGGGACUUUUUGCGCUACACAAGGAGUCGACGCUUAUGGAUAUUCCUUCUUUGGCGGUUAUCUUUACACCGGGUGUCCUUUGUCAUCCUCGUGAUAAUAUGGAUCCCGCAAGUUACAAGGAAUCCCAAUUUGUGAUUCAGUUCUUGGUGGAAAAUCAAGCAAGGUUUGCCAUGCCACAAGCUCGACAAGUACAACAUCCCGCCCACACCCGACCCAACAAGGAUGACGACAUUUCUACACACCAGCCGAAGGAUAAAGGUCAUCAUCCACCUAUCCCCGCAGCGCGGAAAGAACAACCAAAGCCGAUUUGUGAUCUAUCAUCAUUCUCAACAAUUGUACCGUGCGAGGAACCCUUACAUGUCCCGACCGUAAGAUUACGCCGCUCAAGAACAGCCCCGAGUCGAAGACGAAAGUAUGGUGAACAUGAGCCACCUCAGGUGGUGCACGUUAAUCGUUAUGCUAGCCAAGGUGCAAGUGCACACAGCAAGUGGAGAGAACGAUGCAUGAACAAACAACAACAACAACAACAAUUGAAGGAAUGA
This is a messenger RNA of Lichtheimia ornata, 1149 nucleotides long. RefSeq lists its product as uncharacterized. The record is from RefSeq and is a predicted model, not a curated record. Gene Ontology annotation, molecular function: GTPase activator activity. The transcript is spliced from 7 exons. Bases 1 to 1149 code for a protein of 382 amino acids. Gene Ontology annotation, biological process: regulation of fungal-type cell wall organization; activation of GTPase activity; signal transduction. Gene Ontology annotation, cellular component: cell cortex. NCBI's taxonomy places the organism in Eukaryota, Fungi, Mucoromycota, Mucoromycetes, Mucorales, Lichtheimiaceae.